AUGCAGUGUGGCUGCCUGCCCCGGGGGCUGCCCGUCCUGCCCAGCUCCUGCUGGGUACCAGGCCUGGCCUUCCCCGCCUGGGCGUGCAAAGCCGAGUCGAGCCCCGGCUCCCGGCAGAUCCAGCUCUGGCAUUUCAUCCUGGAGCUGCUGCAGAAAGAGGAGUUUCGCCAUGUCAUCGCCUGGCAGCAGGGCGAGUGCGGGGAGUUCGUCAUCAAGGACCCCGAGGAGGUGGCUCGGCUCUGGGGGAGAAGAAAAUGCAAACCCCAGAUGAACUACGACAAGCUGAGCCGGGCCCUCAGGUACUACUACAACAAGCACAUCCUGCACAAGACCAAGGGCAAACGCUUUACCUACAAGUUUAACUUCAGCAAACUCAUCUUCCUCAGCUGCCCGCCGUGGGACGCCCGCUGCCCGUCCUCGCUGCCGUGCCGCCCCCCCGCCGCGACCCCCGCCAUUCCGAGCCAGUUGGUGCCGAGCGUGUUGCUGAGCCGGCGGGUGCCGGUGGAGCUGCUGGCCUGGCAUCGGGGUCCCCAGCACCCCGAUGUUGUGGAGAAGAGGGCGGCCACCACCGGGACCCGCCUCGGCUCCGCGUCCCCCCCAUAUCUGGGGGGGUCCUGCUGCUGUCUGGGGGUCCCAGAGGAGGCGCCCCGCCUGGCUGCCUUCCCCCCACCUCUGCCGGCCCUGGGCACCCCCGCACCCACCUGGGCCACCUUCCCCCACAUCCUGGCCCCACCCAGCUGCCCCCCACCGCUGCUGCCCCCCCAGCCGGGGGACCCCGGCCACGCGGGGCUCCCCACAUCGGUGCACCUGCACCCCAGCUUCUCCCCCAGAGCCUUCCCCGGGCUCCCGCUCGUGGCCAGGGGGCUGGUGCCGGAGCCCCCCUCAUCCCAGCUUGGGAAGGAAGGCGAGGAGGAGGAGGAGGAGGAAGGCCGGCGUGGUGCCACCGCUGCACAGAGCUGCCCUGGGGUGAAGCUGGAGCUCGAGGGUAGGGGGGCAGGAAAGAGUGGGGUGCUCCCAGCCAGCACCUUUGCAUCCCCCCAGCCCCCUGGCUGGUCCCUCCAGCCAUCCUAG
Molecule: messenger RNA, 1071 nt
Organism: Phalacrocorax carbo (great cormorant)
Lineage: Eukaryota; Metazoa; Chordata; Aves; Suliformes; Phalacrocoracidae
Source: RefSeq, a predicted model, not a curated record